ACUACCACUCAUGAGCUGAGUAACGAGCAAAAACAAAAACAAAAAUAUUUGUUUGUUCGAUGGAGAAGCGAAUAUUGAAGUUGGCGGUGAUGGUGUGUGGAUUGGUUUUGACGUCGUCGAUGGGGAGGGCGCAAAGCCGCAAGAUGGAAGGAGAAGAGGCUGUCUCGGUCUCUACUACAAGUGUAGGGAGGUCCAACGUUGAACGUCCUCAGAGUUUCUUUGGUGGUAGUGGCGGCGGUGGGGGAUUUGGCGGUGGGGGCGGGUUUUCGUUGGGUAAAUUGCUGUGUGAUCAGUUUUGUUCCGGGCCCGGCGGCGGCGGCGGUGGUGGUGGCGGAGGUGGAGGUACUGGUGGUGGAGGGGGAGGCUAUGGAAGUGGAACUGGCGGUGGUACUGGUGGCGGAGGAGGCACUGGCGGCGGUACGGGCGGCGGUGGAGGAGGGACUGGUGGUGGUGGUGGAUAUGGACAUGGAAAAGGCGGCGGCACCGGUGGUGGUGGAGGAACCGGCGGUGGCACCGGUAGUGGUGGGGGAGGAGGCACUGGUGGUGGUGGAGGU
Linum tenue is the source of this 554-nucleotide messenger RNA. The record is from the annotation of a GenBank genome assembly. Lineage: Eukaryota; Viridiplantae; Streptophyta; Magnoliopsida; Malpighiales; Linaceae.